AUGGGACGCGAUUCGGCCUUGUUUAAGCACUUGACCCAGGUGGAUUUCGAGGAAAUCCGACAGAAAGGCACGCGCGAGGCAAAGGAGGUUAUUGACCGGGUAGCCGAAACCGGUCUGGAGUACUUUCUCGGCGGCCCUCAUGUUCUUUAUAAGGAUGCGGUUACGGAAUUCUUCAAUACCGCAACCAUCUCUGACAAAAAGAUCACCGCAACUGUAUGCGGUACUGAAAUAGAGCUCACCGAGGCAUCGGUGGCUAAGAGCCUGUGUCUUCCAACGGCCGGCCAGGAUGCAACGGCGGACAUCGAGCUCAAAACCUUUGAGGCAGCAUGCCAGAUACUCUCGGCGACUAAGGAGACGAUAAAAGUAUCCGGUAGCAAAUCAACGUUGAAACCGGAGUAUAUUCCAAUCUGUGACAUAUUUGCACGAGCGAUUCUAGCACGGGGAGGAAACUAUAGCAGCUUAACAAAGGACAAAAUCAGGAUGCUACCGGCCCCCGGUUCCACAGGUGGCCGAAAGAAGGCGACCGGCAAGAAAGCGGCCCCAGCCAAAGAAAAGGCCGAAAGCAAAGGAAAAGAGAAAGUCACUUUCUCGGAACCGCCGCAGCAAACGGAGGAUGAAGAAUCGGCUUCCCACUCUGAAAGAACCGAUACAGAAAAGACCGAUGAUGAAAGAUCGACCAAUGAAGAAGAGCAUUCGGGCCAGAGCCCCGAUAAUGCCGGACCUGACACCAACCCUGAGACCACCGAGGGUGGUGAAGAUGAUGGUGAAGAAGGUGGUGAAGAAGCCGGUGAUGAAGGCGGCGACAAAGAUAAUGAGGAGGCCGAAGAAGCAGAGGCUGAUAGGGUACAACUACGGAAGCUAACCACACGCAUCCGGAAGAUUACAGAGAAGUUCGAAGAGGUGGGACCGGAAGACACCUUAACACCGCGGGUGUUAGAAAGGCUUGAAAAAGCCAAAGGAGACCUUAUUCAAGAAAUUGACCGGCUAGAGGCAAUGUACAGUCACAGAGAAAUACCGGUCUAUACUGCUCCCCGGAUCGAAACGAGUCCGGAUCACUGUCCAACACCUCCAAGGGAGAAUGCGGCAUCAGAAGAAUCCGAUGAAAGGGCGGAUCCUCUUCUCACCGGGAAAUCUCCACUUACACAACCGGAAGUCUCCGAAUCAGACUUCACAAAGGAAUGGGUUGAAAGCCGUCUUCAAAGGUUUGAAGACUCAACAACAAAACGGAUUGAUAGCCGUAUUCAAGAGUUUGAAGACUCCGCGGUUCAGCCAUUCAAGGAGAGAUUCCAAAGAAUCGUUUGCUCGGCACUCAAGUUCGCCGACACCACAAGGUAUCUUUUGGACAAAACGAAAGAACGGCUCUCAGAAAUCGACGAAGAUCAACAGGAAGAGGCGGUUCUGCGCAGUAAAUAUUUUAAGCGAACCGUAAUUUUGGAGGAUACGACCUCCGAGUUAAAGGAAAACUUUGGCCGGCUUGAAAGAGAGACCGAUCAACGAUUGGCGGAGGUUGCUGAGGACCUGAUAAAUGCGGAUGCCGCGGUUGUAGAGGCUAAUGCCCAAGCGGCUAAGAAGGUCCAGGAUGAGCUGGACGCCGAAGCAAGUAAAGAGAAGGAGGCACCGCGAUCAUCCCAACUUACCGAGGAAGAAGAGGAAUCCGAGCGACUUCGAAGGGCAGAGGCCAAGUUCCCGGGACUUACAAAGAAAGCAGCCGCUCAAGCUGCAAAGGAUGUUGCGCGGUUAGAAAGGGAGAGACGGAGGCUGGAAGGUUUCGCGGACGACAAUAAAAAGAAAAAAGGCGGCCUCUUCUGCUUCAGUUCCGACUAA
Messenger RNA from Impatiens glandulifera, 1824 nucleotides. Its product is annotated as calponin homology domain-containing protein DDB_G0272472-like. NCBI's taxonomy places the organism in Eukaryota, Viridiplantae, Streptophyta, Magnoliopsida, Ericales, Balsaminaceae. The coding region runs from base 1 to 1824 and encodes 607 amino acids. The record is from RefSeq and is a predicted model, not a curated record. The transcript has 4 exons.